Messenger RNA from Dipodomys ordii (Ord's kangaroo rat), 3195 nucleotides. It is a transcript of the gene Ikzf1, whose product is annotated as IKAROS family zinc finger 1 (Ikaros). The record is from RefSeq and is a predicted model, not a curated record. Lineage: Eukaryota; Metazoa; Chordata; Mammalia; Rodentia; Heteromyidae. Gene Ontology annotation, biological process: regulation of transcription by RNA polymerase II. The transcript has 10 exons. The coding region runs from base 365 to 1987 and encodes 540 amino acids. Gene Ontology annotation, molecular function: RNA polymerase II cis-regulatory region sequence-specific DNA binding; DNA-binding transcription factor activity.
UGGGGAACAAUGCGAGUGAGCAACUUCAGGAAGUCAUUGUGAAAGAAAGCUGGGAAGAGCUCCGCGGCCAAGUUAGCCGGGUACUCUAACAAGUGCCUGCGCGGCUCGCGCCCAGGGCGGUGACAGCGGCCACAGCCCUCAGUCCCCGCGCAGCUUAAGCGCUGUCUGGGGCCGUCCGGGACGACCUGGGCUAAACCAACAGGGCAGCGGGAGCCCCGGCUCCAAAGGUUGCUCUUCGUGCCCGAGGAUCAGUCUCGGCCCCAAAGUGCGGUGCACACGUCCACGGGCUUGUGAAGGCAGUGGCUGGACCUUUGAGGAAGAGGAGAAGGGACCUGAGGCCUCACCACCAGAUAACCUGAGGACAAUGGAUGCCGAUGAGGGUCAAGACAUGUCCCAAGUUUCAGGAAAGGAAAGCCCCCCAGUCAGUGAUACUCCAGAUGAUGGUGAUGAACCCAUGCCUGUCCCCGAAGAUCUUUCCACCACUUCUGGAGGACAGCAGAAUUCCAAGAGUGACCGUGGCAUGGUUACAUAUGGGGCUGAUGGCUUUAGGGAUUUUCAUGCAAUAAUUCCCCAAACUUUCUCUCCCAGUAAUAUUAAAGUAGAGGCUCAGAGUGAUGAAGAGAAUAGGCGUGCCUGUGAAAUGAAUGGGGAAGAAUGUGCAGAGGAUUUACGAAUGCUUGAUGCCUCGGGAGAGAAAAUGAAUGGCUCUCACAGGGACCAAGGCAGCUCGGCUUUGUCGGGACUUGGAGGCAUUCGACUUCCUAAUGGAAAACUAAAGUGUGAUAUCUGUGGGAUCAUUUGCAUCGGGCCCAAUGUGCUCAUGGUUCACAAAAGAAGCCACACUGGAGAACGGCCUUUCCAGUGCAAUCAGUGUGGGGCCUCCUUCACCCAGAAAGGCAACCUGCUACGGCAUAUCAAGCUGCAUUCCGGGGAGAAGCCAUUCAAGUGUCACCUCUGCAACUAUGCCUGCCGCCGGAGGGACGCCCUAACAGGCCACCUCAGGACACACUCUGUUGGUAAACCUCACAAAUGUGGAUAUUGUGGCCGAAGCUAUAAACAGCGAAGCUCUUUAGAGGAACAUAAAGAGCGCUGCCACAACUACUUGGAAAGCAUGGGUCUUCAGGGCACGUUGUACCCAGUCAUUAAAGAAGAAACUAAUCACAGUGAGAUGGCAGAAGACCUGUGCAAGAUAGGAUCAGAGAGAUCCCUCGUGCUGGACAGACUAGCAAGUAACGUCGCCAAACGUAAGAGCUCUAUGCCUCAGAAAUUUCUUGGGGACAAGUGCCUGUCCGACAUGGCCUACGACAGCAGUGCCAGCUACGAGAAGGAGAAUGAGAUGAUGACUUCCCAUGUCAUGGACCAGGCCAUCAACAACGCCAUCAACUACCUGGGGGCCGAGUCCUUGCGUCCCCUUGUGCAGACACCCCCGGGUGGCUCAGAAGGGGUCCCAGUCAUCAGUCCUAUGUACCAGCUGCACAAGACCCCGACAGAGGGGCCCCCGCGGGCCAACCACUCUGCACAGGACAGCGCGGUGGAGAACUUGCUGCUGCUGUCCAAGGCCAAGUCGGCGUCCUCGGAGCGGGAGGCCUCCCCCAGCAACAGCUGCCAAGACUCGACGGACACGGAGAGCAACACGGAGGAGCAGCAGCGCGGGGGUCUCAUCUACCUGACCAACCACAUCGCUCCGCUGGCCCGCAAUGGCCUGGCGCUCAAGGAGGAGCAGCGCGCCUUCGAGGUGCUGCGCAGCGCCUCGGAGAACUCGCAGGACGCCUUGCGCGUGGUGAGCAUGAGCGGCGAGCAGAUGAAGGUGUACAAGUGUGAACACUGCAGAGUGCUCUUCCUCGACCACGUCAUGUACACCAUCCACAUGGGUUGCCACGGCUUCCGGGAUCCCUUCGAGUGCAACAUGUGCGGGUACCACAGCCAGGACAGGUACGAGUUCUCCUCCCAUAUCACGCGGGGGGAGCACCGCUUCCACAUGAGCUAAAGAUCCCCACAUACCCUGGACCCCUCCUCCCGUGCGUGGGCACAAGCACACACACACACACACAACACACACACAACCCUGAAGAGCCUGCUUCAUCUGGACCAUGGAUAAUGUGGAGUGUGGACUAUGGGGUGUGGUGUGGAUUAUGUGGCUAAUGUGGAGUAUGGAUUCUGGGGUGGGUUCCUGGGGUGUGGUGGUCAUUGUCACCAGGCUGGUUGGGUUUCAUUUGCUUUUGCAAACCAGAUUUCCUUUGGUAGAGGCAAAAUGGCUCCCGGAGCCUAGAAAAACUUCCAUCUCCCUACGAUUCCAUAGACUUGUUAAGAUGCACUUCCUCCCCUCCCCCACUACACACCACUCCGUACAGAACCUGAACUGAUUAAAUGAAACAAGUCAGAUCCUGCCAAGCAGGGUUGUGUAGUAAGCACAAAGUUCAUGCACAUACCAGGAGCUCCCCAGGUCCCCACAGCUAGAGAGCACUGCCUCUGAAGUACUGCCAUCUCUAAAGCUUAACAGGUGAGCAAUAGGAACAGGUAUAUGGCUGCUAGGGAGAAGCAGGGACAGAAAGUAUACAGAAGCCACAAUUCCAGGCCACUCAAAGCCAGAGAAGAAUGGCUACAAUCUGAACCCAGGUAACAUUAGGUCAUCCUUCUCUAAGGAAAAUAGAACUGCCCUAGGCAAGAGAGGGGGCAAAAGAUUGCAGAGCCCCCGAGACUCUGCCUUGCUUUCUAAGCUUGGUGAGUUUGCCCAGGAGACACGCAGCCUUCCUAAACUGGUUGCAAGUCCAGUGUUCCUGGGUACAAAUGUAAAGAGUCCUGUUCUCUGCUUUGUCACCCCUAUGCCCGUAAGGGUCCCUAUCUCCAUUUUCAACCACAGUCCCAAUAUUUAGACCUUAAUUUGAACCUCUCAAGGAGUAAAAUUCCUCAGAAAAUCAAGCUUUCUUCCAAAUUCUGUACUGUCUUAUCUGGGUGUUUAUUCUUUCCCCGAGGCUGGUUCUACCUAAAGCCAUGACCUUUUACCCUGUCAAAGGCCUAAGUACAAUCUCAGUGCUUCAUUUUAAUUCAGACCAUGUCCUAUUUGUAGCUGCAAGUCUGGAUUCGGCUGUAUUUAUAAAGUUCUUUCUCUAUCCACAUCUACAUAAUUUUUUUGUGUGUAUGCCAGUACUGGGUCUUGAACUCAGAACCUGGGCACUCAGGAUUGGUGCUCUACCA